UCCGCUGUCAGGGCUAGGCGGACUGACAGUAUGGCGGCGGGGUGCAGCUGGAAGGAUGCUACUGUCGCCCGUGAUGCGUCUAUCGCCGGCAGGACGUCAAUGGACUGCUGAAGGCUCAAAGAGAAGAGGAUUUAGCGAGAAAGGCCUGUCGCCGUGAGCUCCCCGAGAUGGCCAGGCUCGCCGACUACUUUGUUGUGGUCGGUUACGACCUCGAUAAGCGAGUGGAGGGUGAGGGUCAAGGUCGCAUUCUCCAGCGGUUUCCUGAGAAAGACUGGGAGGACAGCCCGUUCCCACAAGGCAUAGAGCUGUUCUGUCAGCCCAGCGGUUGGCAGCUGGCUUCUGAGCGGCAGCCUGCCUCCUUCUUCGUAGCGGUUUUGACUGACAUCAACUCGGAGCGUCACUACUGUGCCUGCUUCACCUUCUGGGAAGGUUUAGACAACCUACAGAAAGCCGAGGCCAGCGAGGUGGAUGAUGCUGACGAGGAUCUGGCCGUCGUCCAGUCAGCUAAGUUCUUCGCCCCCAAGAGCCUGGUGCUGGUGUCCCGGCUUGAUCACACCGAGGUGUACAGGAACUGCCUGGGUCUGAUCUACACCGUCCACGUAGAUGGCCUGUCUACCCCCUUGGAAACGGUGAUAGGAAAUCUCCUCACUUGUGUCAUCCCCAUCGCCGGAGGCUCUCAGAUAGAUGAGUCCCCCGUUUGUAGUUUAGACACAGUUCCUCAGGCCCUGGCCUGUGACUGGCUGCUGGCCUGUCUCCAGCCGAGCCAGGAGGAGAGUGAGGAGAGUUUGAGGACUAUUACGUUAGGUGCUGGCGACCGGCAAGUUAUCCAAACGCCAAUCAACGACUCGCUCCCUGUCAGCGGCAGCAGUGUGGCCCAGCUCUUCAGGCAACUUGGUAUAGUCAACGUGCUUUAUCUGUUCUGUGCUGCCCUGACGGAACACAAGAUCCUGUUCCUGUCCAGCAGCUACCAGAGGCUAACGGACGCCUGCCGAGGUCUUCUGGCCAUCAUGUUCCCCCUCAAAUACAGUUUCACCUACGUACCCAUCCUACCAGGAAAACUACUAGAGGUUCUAAGCACUCCCACGCCCUUCAUCAUCGGUGUCAAUUCAUUUUUCCGCUCCGAGACACAAGAGCUGUUGGACGUGAUCAUCGCUGACUUGGAUGGAGGCACGGUUACUAUCCCAGAGUGCGUCCACAUUUCCCUCCUGCCUGAACCUCUCCUACAGCAGACCCAGACUGCAAUCUCUAUGGUUUUAGAUCCGGAGCUGGAAGUUGCCGAUCAUGCCUUCCCCCCGCAGUCCACGCAGUCGGCUUCACUCAAGAUCCAGGAUAAGGAGAUCCGAGCCAUCUUCCUGUGGCUGUUCGCUCGGCUCUUCCAGGGCUAUCGCUGGUGUUUACAUAUCAUCCGCAUCCACCCAGAACCCGUGAUCCGCUUCCAUAAGGCUGCCUUCCUGGGCCAGAGGGCACUGUCAGAGGACGACUUUCUCAUGAAGGUGUUGGACGGCAUGGCGUUUGCAGGCUUUGUGUCAGAGAGGGGCCCUCCCUACAGGGCCACUGACCUUUUCGACGAUCUGGUAGCCAACGAGGUGGAGAGGAUACGACAAGAAGAGGGCUGUCCGCACAAAGUCAUGAACCACGUCAAGGAGCUGGCAGAGCAGCUGUUCAAAAACGAGAAUCCCUACCCCGCUGUGGCCAUGCACAAAGUCCAGCGGCCGACCGAGAACAGCCAGAACACUUCACAGGGUCAGACGCCCUUCCCUGUCCUGGACGAGGUCGCGGUGCAGCUCUUCAUCGAUCACGCCGCCGCCAAGCUCAAGACCGCACCACCCGUGGUCAAGGCGGAGCUGAAGGGCAUGGUGCCAUCCGGGCCCCCGCUGGGAGACAUCGUGGACAGGAACGGCAACGUGAUGGCUAACAGCGCGCGCAGGCUGGAGGUGGUCAGGAACUGCAUCACAUACAUCUUUGACAACAAGAUGCUGGAGGCUAAGAAACUGAUGCCGGCUGUACUGCGGGCGUUGAAGGGUCGGGCAGCCCGGGUUUGCUUGACCCAAGAGCUCAAUCAACACGUCUUACAGAACCGAGCCGUGCUGGAUGACCAGCAGUUUGACUACAUCGUCCGCAUGAUGAACUGCACAUUACAGGACUGUUCACAUAUGGAUGAACAUGGUAUUGCAGCUGCCCUCCUUCCCCUGGUCACGGCCUUCUGCAGAAAACUGGGCGCGGGCAUCACUCAGUUUGCCUACAGCUGCGUCCAGGAGCACAUGGUGUGGACCAACAUGCAGUUCUGGGAGGCCAUGUUCUACAGCGACGUCCAGAACCACAUCAGAGCUCUUUAUCUGGAGACAGACGACAGUCCGCAGCAGAACAACUCGGAGCGGCCGGACGGGUCGGGCAGGGAGAUCAGCGCCCUGGAGCUGGCGUCGGAGCAGAACCGGCUGUGGCCGACGCUCAGCAAGGAACUGCAGGCGGAGCGCGUGCAGAAGGAGGAGAGCACCGUGUUCAGCCAGGCCAUCCACUACGCCAACAGGAUGAGCUACCUGCUGCUGCCGCUGGACACCAGCAAGAACCGCCUGCUGAGGAGCACCGGCCUGGGAGACGUGGAGAGCGUCAGCAACAGCUACGUCACAAACAGUAUUGCAGGCAGCAUGGCGGAGAGCUACGACACAGAGAGUGGCUUCGAAGACGCAGAGAGUUCAGACGUGGCCAACUCCGUGGUGCGCUUCAUCAACCGCUUCGUCGAUAAAGUGUGCAACGAGAGCGGCGUCACCAACGAUCACCUCAAGGCCCUCCACACCAUGAUACCUGAUAUCGUUCAGAUGCACAUCGAGACGUUAGACGCAGUCCACAGGGAGAGUAAGAGACUGCCUCCGAUCCAAAAGCCCAAGCUGCUGAGGCCGACUCUGUUGCCCGGUGAGGAGCUGGUGAUGGAGGGCAUGCGGGUCCACCUGAUCCCCGACGGCCGCGAGGAGGCCACGGGGCUGAUGGGAGGGCCGCCUCUCCUGCCUGCCGAGGGCGCCAUCUUCCUCACCACCUACCGUCUCAUCUUCAAGGGCACGCCCACCGACCCGUUGGUGGGUGAGCAGGUAGUGACUCGCUCCUUCCCCAUCGCCUCUCUGACCAAGGAGAAGAGGAUCUCGGUCUCGUUAUCUAUGGACCAGUUCGUCCAGGAGGGGCUCCAGCUACGAUCCUGCACCUUCCAGCUAAUGAAGAUCGCCUUUGAUGAAGAGGUCGCGUCCGACCUGGCCGAGGUUUUCAGGAAACACGUGCACAAGCUGCGUUAUCCUCAACACGUCCAGGGCACCUUCGCCUUCACCGUGGGUCAGAGUGGAAAGAUGGUGGUGGAGCACAAGACCAAGGACAAGAACCAGUCACUCAAGACACUUUCCAAAAACCUGGUGAAGACUGCAAAGAGGACCAUCGGCCGGCAAAAUGUGUCCAGGAAGAAGUAUACUCCGCCCACCUGGGAGAACAGGAGCAGCUUCCAGUCGGAGCUAGAUGAGGAUGAAAUCUCAGUCUCAGAGGAAGUGGACCAGGGCGCCCUCACCCUCUCCUCCACCAUCCGCUCGUCAGACAGACAGACCAUGAGCAACGUGGUGGAGCGUGCCUGUUGUCGUGACUACCAGCGCCUGGGUCUGGGCACGCUCAGUAACAGCCUGACGCGGUCUAAGAACGAGCCCUUCAGGAUUUCCACUGUUAACCGCAUGUACACCGUGUGCAGGAGCUACCCGGGCCUGCUGAUCGUCCCUCAGAGCAUCCCAGACUCAACCAUCCAGAGAAUCUGCCGCUGCUACCGGCAGAACCGCUUCCCUGUGGUGUGCUGGAGGAAUUCACGGACCAAGGCCGUCCUGCUGCGCUCGGCGGGCCUUCACGCUAAAGGGGUGGUCGGCUUCUUCAAAUCCCCCAAUGCCCCUGCUGCAGUGCCCUCCCAGGCAGACUCCACCAGCCUGGAGCAGGAGAAGUACCUGCAGGCCAUCAUCAGCUCCAUGCCUUCCUACAGCGAGAGCAGCGGCAGGAACACGCUGAGCAGCUUCACGUCCACACACAUGAGCACCUCCGACUCGUCGGAUAAGCUGAGGCAGCCCAAGAUCGGAGCUCUGAUGAAGCAGGUGAUGGGUUCCAAGGAGGACGUUCCUGGAACCUUCAGCAGAGGAGCUCUGGGUCAAAGGGCGAAAGGCCUCCCCCCCUCUCAGCCCAAAGUGUCUGGCAAGGCUAGGAACUCUCCUAGAGGUAAAUGGGGCAGUAUCCGGGUCAGCGGGCGUCUAAGUGCCUACAACCCAGACGUGGGGACGCGUCUGGCUGGGAAAGAGUCCCCGCAGCCCAACGGAGGGCCGAGCGAAGCCGUGUUCCUCCGCCAGCAGAAGGCCUACCUGUACAUCAUCGGGGACAAGGCUCAGCUAAAGGGAGGGAAGCAGGACGCGUUCCAGCAGUGGGAGGUCGUCCCCAUCGAGGUGUGUGACGUGCGGCAGGUGAAGAACAGCUUCAAGAAGCUGAUGAAGGCCUGCGUGCCGAGCUCGGCCCCCCCCGAGCCCAGCAUGAGCUUCCUGCGCUGCCUGGAGGACUCUGAGUGGAUGGUUCUGCUACACAAGGUGCUGCAGGUGUCUGUCCUGGUGGUGGAGCUCCUGGUAGCGGGCUCGUCGGUCAUGGUCAGCCUGGAGGACGGCUGGGACGUCACCACACAGGUGGUGUCGCUGGUGCAGCUGCUGUCAGAUCCCUACUACAGAACCUUUGACGGUUUCCGGCUGCUGGUGGAGAAGGAGUGGCUGUCAUUCGGUCACAGGUUCAGUCAUCGUGGAGCCCAGACGCUAGGCAGCCAGAGCAGCGGCUUCACCCCGGUCUUUCUGCAGUUCCUGGACUGCGUGCACCAGAUCCACCUCCAGUUCCCCAUGGAGUUUGAGUUCAGUCAGUACUACCUGAAGUUCUUGGCCUACCACUACGUGUCCAACCGCUUCCGCACCUUCCUCCUCGACUCGGACUACGAGCGCAUCGAGCUGGGAGUGCUGUAUGAGGAGAAGGGCGAGAGAAAAAGUCCUCAGGUCUGCAAAUCUGUGUGGGAUUACAUCGACAGACUCAACAAGAAAACACCCGUCUUCUUCAACUACAUGUUCUCUCCAGAAGACGAGGAGGUGCUGCGGCCGUACACCUUCAUCUCCAACCUGAAGGUGUGGGACUUCUACAUGGAGGAGACUCUGUCCGAGGGGCCGUCCUACGACUGGGAGCUGAGGGGCCGGCAGGAGCGCGUUGCCGAGGAGACGGCGGAGAAGCCCGAAACCAGCGGCCCCAAAUCUCAGCGGCGUGUGGUGUGGCCGUGCUACGACAACCUGAGCAAGACGGUGCCCGACGCCAUCACCAAGCUGCUGCAGGACCUGCAGAGCCUGGAGGCCGAGCUGGGGCAGACGUCGGACAAGUGGAAGGAGACGUGGGACAAGCUCAAGAACACGCAGAGGCCCGAGACCAAACUGGAGAGCAAGCCGUCGUUCUCCAGCUCCCUGCUGAUGUCCUCCAACAUAGGCCACCAGCGGCGCUCUCAGGGCGUGUACCUGCAGGAGAGCGGCGUGGGCUCCUCCAUCAACCUGGCCCUGGACUGCGAGGCCAGCGCCACGUCCACGCCUGUGGCCGGACGACCGAGCACCAGCACGCUCUACAGCCAGUUCCAGAGCACGGAGAGCGAGAACAGGAGUUUCGAGGGCAUUCUGUACAAGAAAGGAGCGUUGCUGAAACCAUGGAAGCCGCGGUGGUUUGUUCUGGAUAAAACCAAACAUCAGCUGAGAUACUACGAGAGCAGGCAGGACAAGGAGUGUAAAGGAGUGAUCGACCUGGCCGAGGUGGAGUCUGUGACGGCAGGGACGCCCGCCAUGGGAGCGCCCAAAAACAUCGACGAAAAAGCCUUCUUUGAUCUCAAGACGACCAAACGAGUGUAUAACUUCUGUGCCCAGGACAGCCUGAACGCACAGCUGUGGAUGGACAGUGUUCAGAGCUGCCUGUCGGACGCCUAGAGAGGAGGGAGGGAGGGACUUUGUGAGGAGCGAAUCCAGCCAGGAACGGUUGACGGACGUCUCUGCUGGCCAAAUCCCAGCGGGACAGAGAGGAGAAGGGGCCUUUCACCACUUAAGCUCUGUUCUGUUCGCUAGUGUUGAACUAAUAACCUCGUCAAGUGUCACGACGUUUCAGUGUUUUUGUUAUAAAAAAAUAAAAAGGAAAAAAAGAAGAAAAAAAAACAACAACAGAAGAACCACUCGCUGUCGUAGCUGCAGCCUCUCAGCCUCUCUCCUCCCCGACAGUCUGACCACUAUGUGCGCUGGAUGUCUGCGUGCACAUGUGAGCAUGGCGCUGCGUUUCUGUGAGGCACCCUGCAGCUCGGACCAGCAUGAAGAUCCUUCCAGACCCUCCACCUGUAAACCACCACCCUCCCCCCUACUAACCCCGCUUUACCCUUUAAAACACUUUGGGGAGGAAUGACGGAGGAGCUGCAGCGGUGCCGGGUGGCGUGCAGGACUCGUCAGACCGCUUCGGGAGAGAGGAUCUAAAAGAGCGACUGGCGGGUUGACGGACCAAAAACAGCCCCAGGAUCAGACGAGCAAGUCCUCAAGAGGCCUCGGCUCUCUUUGCCUCUCACUGCCUGAUUUAGAGGAACUUCUAGAGGAAGUGGAGCGCGUCGCCGCGAGGGGGAGGGACCACGGCUCCUCAGCGAUUCAUGAAGGAUAUCCCUUUUUUUUUUUUUUUUUUCUUUUCUUUUGUCCUUCCUCCAAAAUAUAAAUCUCAAAUUUGUACCAGAAAGAGAUCACCGGCCUUCAGCUGUCCUUUUCAGGUGGUGACGACAUACUGUGAAAGCCAUGGAGCAGUCGUAGCGAUCAAACCGAGGAGAGCUAACGGGAGAUUAGAGUCGGUCAGGUAUUGAGAGUGUCGGUGAACUUUUCAUCGAGAGUGUUUACAAAGUAGACGAAAACUUCCUUCACUAAGCUCCAACUCCGCUCUCCACCCCGCCCGCGCGUUCUUUUUUUUUUUUUUUUUUUUAAUUUGUUUGUUUUUUAUCAACCACUAUUAACGUUCAGAUUUUUAAGGGACGCUGAAGGAAAAAGGAGGGAUUUAUUUUGUAGUGAUGUCUUAAAAACAAUCUAGAGAAGGAGAUGUGGAAGGUUACACUUAGAGGAGGGAUACUAACGAACAGAUUUACUGGGAUGGGUCGAGGAGAUGGACGUGAGCUUGAAUUUAAACGCUGCCAGUGUUGAAAACAGGAUGUUUGUUACAGGAAAAAUGUGAUGUCUUUUUAACCUGGGUUCUGUUCUCAUAAUCGUGGUCCUCCUAGAUUUGCACUCACCGAUUCUAAACUUCUACAAAUAAAUAAAUAUAUUAACUCAAGUGCUUUCCAGGAUAGCUUUUUUUGUAAAUAUCUCAAUAGUACAGCUUUGAUUUGUGCAGAGAGAUGUUAAGAAGUCAGUGCAUGUGCUGCUUCAACGAGGCGGCGGCUAAUAAAAGCAGCUACUGCUCGUUGGGACACAGACACGACUCCAAUAAAUCAAUCAGACCCGCCAUGUGUGUCCAGAUAUAUAAUCAUGUCGUCCAAAACAUUAUUCUGAGCAUGUUGACGAAUUCAGCUAAUGUGUUAAUAAUUGAAGGGUUUAACAGCCCUUUAAUGAACAGGACCAAAGUUGGCUUCAUUUGGUGAGUGCAAUUUUAGCCGGACUUUUAAGAAUAAGACUUAGGUUAACAAAAAAAUCCUAUAAUUUGCCUUUAAUGGUGUGGGUCAGCGGAAGUAACCCGCGUGUCUGGGAGCGCCGCUCACAUAUCUCCAAGUUUCCACCGGCGUCUCUGAACCAGAUGGAGUCCAGGCUCAUUGUACCUGUUCCACAUGCAUCAUUAACGCCUGUCGCCUCCGCUGCUCCGACACAGACCAGGUCUACGUCUGCCAGUCCCAGAGGAGCUUCGGCCGGAGGGUUUCAAACAUCAGGUCCCUUGUUUACUUGUCAGUGGUUUGUCAGUCUGCCCCUCCACCUCUUCUCCAGCCACACAAACCACUCUGACCCACACUCGUUAACAUAAACCCUGCUAUGUAAAAUAUGGUUCUACUGCUGUCUUUGAAUAUAAAAUUUGAAAAUUGUAGAUUUUUUUUGUGUCUAAUAACUCCUUUGUAUAUACUACUUCAGAUUUGUAUGUAACGUUUAUGGUAGUAAUUUAUUUAACUUGUCUCCUCAGUAAAGAAAGUUCCUCAAGCACCACUUUAUUUUUAAAUUAGGAAUUCAAUGUGCCAUUUGUUUUUUUUUCUGUAUUAAUGUGACUAAUGCUUUUUUCUUUUUUUUUUUGGAAAGUGUACAAGUAAACCCUCAAUGUCUAUUUUUUUUCUUCUUUUUUUGUAAACGCGUUUGUCCUUACGCAAAACAAACUGGUAAUGCAGGAGUGGAGAUGACGGCUUUUUAAAGGUUGGUUGGAUUUUACUGUGUUGCUCGCCCACAGUGGUGGGGAUGUUCUGGAUGUAGAUUACAGUCCCAAUAAAUGUCAUUGAAGUCUUCCUGGUGCUGGGUUCGCUUAACACACAACCGUUGGGCCCAUGAAAUAGUCGGUGAGGAGAUGAGCGAGCAGACGUAUUUCAGGAACUCCCUGCAAUGGAUGUACAUCUCUACUUCAGGUUGCCAUUAUUGUCUCAGUGAGCUGAUACAGAAAAGCUGAGUGACAAUUUUCCUGAGUGCACGAUGCCAUCUUCAUAUAUAAGACCCAGAUAUAUCUGAUUUACUUCAGUAAAUAUUCCAUCCCCAGUAAACUCAGUGGGAACCCAUGGAGAUUAAUAAAACAGUUCCUGUAUGUCUAUGAAAUAUUUCAUUAUAUGUCCAGUAGUAACUUCUGUCUGUUUUGUUUGCCGUCUUCUCACUGAAUAUUUAGUGGAACCCAGUAUAGAUUAAAAACAAUUUUAAAAAAGGAAUUAUAAAGCUGUUAAAUUACAAUCAGGGUGUCACAGCUGUGGCUGACUGGAUUAACUUCCUGUGAUGUCUUAAAGGGCCAGUGUGUGGAAUUUAGUGACAUCUAGUGGUGAGAUUGCAGAUCGCAACUGACUGAAUACCUACAGCAGACAUCCCUUCAUUGGAGAAACACAAAAGGUCUUCUCUAUCAUCUGUGUGGUUAAUCCUGAGCGACUGUAGAAAGAUAGUUGUGCAACAUAUUGGACUCCGUAGACCAGGUGACUCUAUAUGUGCUUAAAGAUCUCCCUAAAUAAACACACUGAGCCUUUAACCAUCAUCACCGCAAUGAAUCGCUGCCAUGUUGCCUUUUUGGAGAUGAAAACAGUCGGGAGGUUAGCUAACCAAUAACAUUAAAAAUGUACAAAGUUAUGAUCACAGUUUCAGGUGACCUUGUGUGUUAACAUAAUCCUUCCCCCGAAGAACAGAUGGAGCAAAGCAGCAGUUGUUGGUGCAGUCAGAACCUACCGUGGGAACGCUCGCUGUGCGCUUGUGCUUUGACUGCAGUCCACAUUCAGUCGGCCCCGUCUCACCUUUUCACUCUAGUUUACUCAUCUCUCCGUGGUAACUGUCUACAGCAUACAACAGCUACAUUAACUGCAAGACUAUGACAUAAUCCUUUUUAUUUAUUUCUCUUUUUUUUUUAUUAGAAAUGACCUUCUGAGCCGGGUUAUAUUGUCAAUCAUGUCAAUAUAGUUUUUAGAAUCCAAAUAAAAACUGUGGGUUUAAAUGUUAA
Mugil cephalus (flathead mullet) is the source of this 9681-nucleotide messenger RNA. It is a transcript of the gene sbf1, whose product is annotated as SET binding factor 1. The record is from RefSeq and is a predicted model, not a curated record. The coding region runs from base 168 to 5993 and encodes 1941 amino acids. The transcript has 43 exons. NCBI's taxonomy places the organism in Eukaryota, Metazoa, Chordata, Actinopteri, Mugiliformes, Mugilidae.